AUGCCUUCGUCGACCAAGAACAGUCGGGGUGUGGAUGGUGAUGCGCCAAAGGAGUUGAAGCGUGUCAACGCUAAGGAUAUCUCCCGAAACGAUAUCACCAUUCUGGACAAAGGUCGUCGGGGCGAGGCCUACGCUGUCCUUGUCACUUAUCACCCUGUGAGCCCUCACAUCGCUCGCCACCUUGACCUGUUGAUCUGUGAUGAGGGUCAGUACAUCCGCCGAGUCUCGGGGUCAUAUAUGAACCUGCUACAGCUGUUCAAGUGGGAGAGACUCCUUUUCAUCUCUUAUGUUUCCAGUGGUCAAUCUCUCUGGUACCUCAGGACUUACCUCUGCCAUCCCGACUACGACUCCUACGAGAAGAACAACGACAUUGUUUCCGGGACUGGCGAAGAACUAGGAACUACGAAGGGCAUUUUCUCCGACGAGUUCAUUCAGAGCGUCGAGUCUGAUGCCGGCUUAUCGGAGGCCUUACAGGCCCUGAGCAAGUCCAGCUGCGAGGGUUCGUUGAAGCCGUGGAUGCUCUCCGCGUCACUCCUGCAAGACUGUUCGCGGGAUCUCACCUGGGGCGUCAACCUUGGCUCCAUGGUUGUUAAACCUCUUCUCCAGUUCAUUUACAUUCGCCGAACCAUGAAAGCGGCGCUUGCUCUUCCUGGUAACCACGGCGUGUCGUAUCCAUCGGACGGUAUGCUACCAAGCGUAAUUCGUGUCGAAGAAUGCCCUUUUAGUCCAGACGACCCCGACGCAGCUCUGGUUAAAAAGUUGGCGCAAACCUACGCGGAUAGCUUGUUCUCAACCUUGGGCUCUGCAAACUUGACAGAGUAUACUCAAGCUGCUCAAAGCUCUGACAUGGCUAAAGACAACAGCCAAGAGGUCAACUUGAACUUUGGGGAGCAUCGCGCCGGUGUCAUUACGGCUUUCGACCCUCGUACCGUCCAAAUGUUGAACCCAGCGAUGUCAGCAUUUUUCGGCAACAAGUCAGAGCUGAAGAGAAAAAUUGUCUCUUUAGCAGACGAGCUUCCUAUGACACCUUCCCGCAAUAGACAUAUGAAGAAGCUCCAGUCUGGACAGGAGAUUGUUGGCCUUGGUGUCGAGCAUAUUGACAUGCUCUUGAAGAAGACCAACAUUGGUGGUUUACAUUUCAUAUACCCCUUGGAUACAGAAUUGGAUCUUCUCCACUUUCACUUUUCGUUGACAGUGUUGUCGCCGUCCGCACAGAGAGAGGACUCAAGUGCUGAUUGUGUUUCUAUUCGAACCCCGGGCUAG
Molecule: messenger RNA, 1263 nt
Organism: Fusarium poae
Lineage: Eukaryota; Fungi; Ascomycota; Sordariomycetes; Hypocreales; Nectriaceae
Exons: 5
Coding region: 1-1263 (420 amino acids)
Source: RefSeq, a predicted model, not a curated record